Messenger RNA from Clonostachys solani, 1674 nucleotides. Lineage: Eukaryota; Fungi; Ascomycota; Sordariomycetes; Hypocreales; Bionectriaceae. The record is from the annotation of a GenBank genome assembly.
AUGGACGUUAUUGACGACAGGCUCAAGAAUAUUGAAGAUGCCCUCGUCAAUCUAUCGGCCGCCUCAUCCGCCCCAGGAUCCGCCGAGCCCAGUUCAGACAUAGAUGUCCUCAGCACAACGUGGAGCGACCCGGGCAGUGGCGAUGACCUGCGUCCCAACGGCGAUUACACGCUUCGGAUGCAGACUCUGCAAGCCAGCGAUUUUCUCGAGCAUGCAGUGGCCCAAGGUCGGGUACGGGAGCGUAACCCGAAUGUGCACUCCGCCCUGACCAAGUUAAGAGAGCUCUUGCAAGGGCAACGGCGAUGGUCGACCAGUCUCGAUCAGCGGUUUCCCAUGCAGCGUCCAGUCCCAGAGGGAGGUCUACAACACCUACCUCUGCCUCCGUAUACGGUUGUCAUGACUCUCCUCAAGGAAGCUCAAAUCGGCAUUACAGACCUAUCGCAACUUGCCGGUGCUACCUACAGCAGCCCUCACACUUCUAGCCAUGCCCAGUUGACAGUCGUAAAUGCCAGCCUGUUCGCUUUAUUUUCCGAGCAGGGGUCAAAUGCAACCAAUCUGAGGCUCAAGGAAGAAUACCGGUCUUACGCCCAACUCUGCCAAGCAAACCUGGACACCCUCAUCAAGCACAUCCCGCUGUUCCAGCCGGCCAAAGUCAUCAACAUACAGGCCCUCCUCUUGGCUGUCUCGUACUCGGUGGACAUGUGCUGGCCCGCAGUCGCCUGGCAGCUGAACGCACAAGCCGUCCAGCUCUGCCAAGACGGAGGCUUCCAUCGGAUAGAGUGUAUGGACAACGACGCGGAAAUGACCCGGAUCAAGUCGAAUUUGUUUUGGCAGGCCUUUGUGUUUGACAAGUCCCUCAGUCUGCGACUUGGGCGCGCGUCUGUUGUCGCGGACUGGGAUAUCACCAUUCCAAAGAAGCUUGAUUUGGCGGCGUGGGACCAACUCAAGAAAGCGGAUGUGCCUAAGAUAUGGCUCUUGACAAGUCCACUCCGGUCGCGCACCUAUGAGCAAUUGUAUAGCAAGGAGGCAAUGUCAGCAUCGCCGAUGGAGCUGCUUUCACGAGCCAGAGAACUUGGAAACGAAUGCAUGGUUCUGGAAAAAGAGAUAUUGAAGCUGGAUGGAGAUUCUUCGCCACAGUUCCAAUCCUCUUCAGAGCCGUCUGACCUCAUCAAUUUGUUUGUUGUGAGCAGCAAGGUGCAGUUUUAUGUUAUGACAACAUUCGUGCAUCGGGUCAUUCCAGCACCUGAAGGCUCUGGUAGUCAAUUCUCCAAUGAAUGCCUUGAGUCGUCACGAAAUGCUAUCAAAUGCCACCUCAAUGGCCUUGGAACUCUUGGCGAUAGCUCAUAUCUAAAGGGGGUGUACGUCAGUUGGCUGGAUAUCGAGGACCUCAACCUUCUCAAGGCAUUUGCGGAGUCGUUAGAUAAGCUGAAAGAAGCAUCAGAUACAGCGCAGAAGCUCUUUAACCUAUGCCGAACCAUGUGCGAUGUUGCCUGUGCGUACCACGAGGAUAUUUGGCAGGGUGAUCAGGAUGGGGCACUCAAUCACGAGUACGAUGAAUUCAUGGGGCAGAUGGGCUUGGGAGCCUCCGGCACGGGUAUGAAUUUGAGUGACGGGCUUGCACCGCCAGAAAUAACCGACUGGUUCUUUGGAGGGGGGCGAGGCAUGUUUCAAUAG